Molecule: messenger RNA, 1620 nt
Organism: Carya illinoinensis
Lineage: Eukaryota; Viridiplantae; Streptophyta; Magnoliopsida; Fagales; Juglandaceae
Product: putative fasciclin-like arabinogalactan protein 20
Exons: 1
Coding region: 177-1379 (400 amino acids)
Source: RefSeq, a predicted model, not a curated record
GCACGGCAUAACGGGUAGUGUGUAACCAAUGACGUGGCACAUUUCUAUUGGCUUCCGAUAUUUUGUGUUUGCAGGAGAUACCGGCGUGAAGUUAUUCUCUUUUGGUUAUCCUCAUACACUCGGAUUUACCAAGCCAAAACCCUAAAACAAACCUUUCAUCAAAGCUCCGUCGAUCCAUGGCUUCCAGUUCAGUGCUUCUCAUUGUAUCUCUCCUCCUCCUCCUUUCUCCCUUCUCUCUCUCCUCCCUCUUCCCCUCUCAUCCCAUCCUCAAAGCCUAUGAUAUUCUCUCCGAUUCCGGCUACGCAUUAAUGGCUGGAAUAACUGUGGAGCUCGCCUCCCGAAGCCUUGUUCCACAGUCUCCCUCUCUCACCAUCUUUGCCCCCUCUGACUCUGCGUUCAUUCCCUUGGAUCAUCUCCCGCUGUCUCUCGUCCAAUACCACCUCCUUCCCCUCGCGUUCUCUUUCCAGAGCCUCAAAUCCCUCCCUUACGGAGCCAAGAUCUCCACGCUGCUCUCGGGACACCCGCUGAUAGUCACCACAUCACUGGAAGAUUACCGACUUUCCUUAAACAACGUCACCAUCCCCUGGUCUCCGAUAUACGUUGACGGGUCUUUGAUAAUCUUUGGGAUCGACAAGUUCUUUGACCCCAAUUUUCAGUUUUUGGACCCCUUCCCGAGCCAUAGCCCCAAUCUUGCGUGCCUCGCGUCCACCCCGAACGAUGCAGUGGUUUCUCUUUCGGGCGCCUAUACGUUCCAUGAAGCUUGUGCGACGCUAAGAUCCAAAGGAUGCUCUGUUAUGGCUUCGUUUCUUGACAUGCAGUUUCUUGAGCGUCAAGAACGGACCGUGUUGACGGUCUUCGCUCCAGUUGAUGGAGUGAUAAAGAAUCGUUUUAGCAGUUUCAGUGACUUUUCUUCGUCGAUUUUUCAUCGACACAUUGUCCCGUGCAGGCUUUUGUGGGGUGAUCUGCUGAACAUGGAGGACGGUACGUUGCUACGGACUUAUUUGGAUGGUUUUACGAUCAAUGUCACCGGGUCCCAUGACGUACUGGUGCUCAACGAUGUUCCGGUUAUCUAUCCUGACAUGUACGUCUGCGAUUGGCUGGUUGUUCAUGGCAUUCGUGACAUUCUUGAGGCGCCGAAGCAGAAGGAGGAAGCGCUAGGACCUCCAGCUGAGGUUCCAAAGCAAACAGAGAAAGAGCCCGAAUCGUCACCGGAGAUGCCAAAUCAGACAGAGCAACUUGCGGAUUAUUCAUAUCGAGCAGUAGCAGAUUAUUCAUUUCAGGCGCCAGAGAAAACAGCACAACUAAAUUCUUCAUCUGAAGAAGGUACCAGUGCUGAGAAGAAUGCCAUGGGACAUUACCACUUUUCUACCUUCCGUUAGGACACUUCGCGCGUUUGUUUUGUAAAGAUUGGUAUGGUGACCAUAGCCAUAGCUCGUCUGAUUCAACGUCUCAGUCUAGGAACAUGCAUUAAUAUAACACUUACUCUGUUUUUUGCUGUAUUGAGGGGGCGGUGUGUGAGAUGUUUGGUUUACUGGACUUGGCCUAUUUUCUGUACGUCACAUGUAAAUCAACGGGUCCUGAUUAGAAAAGCAUGAAAACAUGCUUUUUAAGCUCGUUUCA